GGAGAACCCACUAUCCGACCGAAUUACAUGACAAAGGGAGCUUUUGUUCCUGAGUUGUUAUUUGAUCUUGGACAGUAAGAGCAUAUUUUGGCUAUUUGUUCUUCACAAACAUGAUCCAGAGAAUUACAACCCACACUUCAGUCAAAAUAAUUUCUGGUAUGUUUGUGAUGCCCACAAAAUUUGUUCCCUGCUUUUUUGACUUGACGACCAUGGUUUACACUGCCAUUGCCAUCAUAGGCACAGCUUGCUAUGCCUUAAGAGGUACCUAGUUGAACUUUGUGUUCCAAUUCUUUGAAGACUGUGCUUUGCAUAUAUGCUUUAAUUGCUAUGUAAAACCUAGGUGGGAAAGUAAAUCUUCUUUCAUGAAGCUAUAAAAAUGAACAAACAAGGACAUUUCUUUAUAAGUGUCAGAAUCUCAGUUCUGCUCUUGCUCAAAACAUGAAUUUGUGAUGUUUAAGAAAAAUAACAUUUGCUGAGCUUGUGUUUUAGAAGCAAUAGUUUGUUACCUUAUUUGUUACGAGCAAAAUAUUUUAUAAUCACCCAAAUUCUUAUAUGCAACCUCAGUUGCAUGAUUGUAUUUUUAUAAAUACCUAGAUUUUGUGUUGUGUGUUGAAUAUAGCAUUUAAAGACAAAAUGUUCAGCCAAUUUGUUCUAUUAAAAAAAAAACUGUAAUUUUAUUUCUCGUGACAUGGUUGUGAUUGUGACUGUUGUAAAAAUGAUGUUAUUGUUUCCAAUAAGAGAUUGUCCUGCAACUUGUCACUUGGCAAUUUAUUUUGGGCCUCCCUUCCCGAGCUGUGUAUUCUAGCGUACUGCCGUCGCGUUGAGCGGCCAGAAACCCAACAUGCCGAUACGUGUGUGUUGUCACCCCUAUGUCAGAUUUCCAAUAAACAAUGCUCGAUAGGAAAAACGUCACCCGUAGCGAGCAGUCAAGCCGUAGCCGCGAACGCUUCAGCCUGCGGAUGCAAUCCACCGCAUAGACGUGUGAUGGGUGGGUGGCAUGCUGCACGGGCAGCCGGUAAAGCUUUACCGGCUAGCCCUGGGGUUUAGCGGCGGGGGGUGAUGAUGCCUUCAGCUGCGGCUCCGGGCCAUCAUCACCAGCGCUGUUAGCUCUCAAAAGACCUUUAGCGUUCGAGUUAACAAUUACAUCCAUCUCAGGAGUCAGAAUGCAAACCUCAAAUGCAGGUAAAGUGUCUUGUUUGUGCUGACCGACUAGAGUAUAUUUGAUUCCUGGACCUAAAAUUGGCGAGCGCGUGACACAUUCCCUUGAUGGCACCUUUACACUCACAGUGCAAGCCCUUUUCUCUUUAAAUAAUGUACGUACUGGUAUGGGGGUUGUACUGUACUGGGGGCUGGCACACUGGCUGAUUGUGAUGUGAUUUUGUUUUCCGAUCGAUGUUUUCCGCCCGCCUUGCUAGGCACGAUCUGACAGGUGCCAGGUCAUGGUGGGUGGGUGUUCGCCAAACCCAAACUAAAGCCUGUGAAACUUGAGCCUGUAAAACUUGAACCUGUAAAACUUGAGCCUGUCCGCAAGAUUAUAAUCUUCGGUGACAUAAACCAGGAUGGAGAAUCAAGCCAUGUCUCCUGACAAAUUAGAGCUCAUGGAUCUCCCAGAACAUAUCCUUUUGAAAAUAAUGGGUUACUUGGGCCAUGAUACCUUGGGAAAUGUAAUAUCAAAAGUAAGCACCAAGUGUAGAUUGUUGGCCCGUUCAAAAGUUUUAUGGUCUGAGGCCCAUCUUGAUUUAGAUACUUUCCUUAUAUUGGAAAUCCCGACACUCUUUGUCCGAAAACUUAUAGCGAGUCCAUACCUGCACUGUCUAACACUGACGUUGCAGGAUUUUUGCGAUGAAAGGAAAAAGUUUUUUCUUUCCGAAGAGUUAAGGCAGCAAAUACUGACAGUUUUAUUGAGCACCCGCUGCAAGGUCCAUAAGGUCAGGCUUAUGGUGGAAGAAUACCGUCCUGAAUUAGAGAAGUUUCUGUGGCGACACCUCGAAUUGAGGGAGCUGGAACUUAAAGACAAGGCUGCGGAAGAUGAUCGUUCUUCUUCUAUGGCUGCAUCUGUUGGUCAUGUGGCCCAUCACCUUAUCUCUUUGAACCUAAAUGAUUCGUCGUUGCCGUUCUUGCCCAGGGCAGGGAAGUUCUUGUCCAGAGAUUAUGGAGUGAAUCCGGGCCCAAAUGCUUCUACCCCGAACUCACCUGAUUCUCGGAGUGCCUUGGACCUUUCAGAUGAUAUCUGGAACCACGAUCGGUGGCUUGAAGACCUCGAGAAGGCAGAGGGUUUGCAGCACUUGGAGUUCAUUCCCCCUGAACACAAAGUCCGAAUAAUCACAGAUGCCGGGAGUGCGUGGGAUAUAGCAGCACAUAAUCUGUCAAAAAUGAUACGUGUCCACAAACGCUCUCUGAAGACUGUCAAAUUGACCGUCACUAGCAGAAGCGUGUGGAUGGCACUUGGCACAUGCUCAAGACUUGAGGACCUGUUGGUGCUUUGCGAUGAGGAUGGCUCGGGCUUUCGCACCAUGCUGCGGAACAUGCCACCGACUCUGCGCCGUCUCGAUCUCAGGCUUCCUGGACAGCUGGGCGCCGAGGGGUUGGCGAGGGUGCUGCAGACACUGUGCAGAUUCGCACCACGACUGGAAUCGCUGACGCUGUCCGGCUUGUCCGCGUUCUACCCUAAACAGCAGAGCCUUUUCCCCGGCUUCGGGGUCUUGCAGCCCUUGCUGAUGGGCACGGAGGAGCCCGGCACGCUCCGCGAGCUGUACCUCUGUAACAUAUGCCCCGUCGGCGGCCCGCAGCUCCAGGAGCUGGCCUCCAUGGCCAACUUCAAGCUGUCCCUGAACAAGCUGGAUCUGCGGAACUGCAAAUGCAGCGAGGACUUCGUCAAUGACCAGUGCCGGAACCGCGGCAUAUCUACAUUGAAGGCUGCCAUGCCCUCGCUGGAGUUGACUGCUAAAUACGAGCCUGCGUUCUUGUGUCCUAACUUCCGAAUGACAGGGUCAAUGCUCCCAAGCCCUGAUCGCUGCCGCAUGUGCCGGGAGACACUUCGUAACGUUGCCAAGACAGCACUUGAAUCAUGUCAAGCAGGCCUCGAUUACCGUGACGCAGCUCGUGAACGUGAGGAUGCAUAUAGUGAACACAUGGAAAAACGUCGUAAAUCUGCUGAGGCAUCUCAGCAAUAUGGAGUGGUAGCUGCUAAAGCUGGCGAAGCAGCUCGCAAAUAUAAAGAGGUAUUUUGCGUGUCUAACGCGGCAGAGCGCCAAUGGACAAAGACAGCUUGUCAAGUCAUCAGGCUAGUAUAUACGCCAACCUUGCGACACGUUCUGGCAACGCGUAAAUCUGCCAUAGCAGCUCGUAAAAAUUAUGUGUCAACUCAGAAAUCUGUUGCGACGGCUGAUAACUUUGUCGUGCCAUCUCUGAAAUGUUAUGCGGCAAAGGCAGCUUAUGCAUCUACUGAGAAAGCCUACAAAGCUGCAUCUGAGGCUCAUCAAGCUGCUGAACAAGCUGGUCGAGUUGCUCAAGAAGCUUAUCAAGUUGCUUAUAAAGCUCGUCAAGUUGCUGCUGAAGGUCGUCAAAAUUUUGAGAAAGCUCUACAAGCUGCCGAGACGGCUUGGGCAUUUUCUCGGGCGGCUGAACGAGGACAUCAGCGUGCUAUUGAAGCUCUGCUGACAGAGGAGCUGGGAGAUAUGGAGUGGUUACAUAAUAACAUAUGUUUCUAUGAACCUGUCUUCUCCACAUUCCCAUUUUUCCCAGUUCGUAAUUUCCAAAAAUAAUUUCCCACAGACAGUUUUGCCACUGCAGUCCCACACCAUGGUGUCACUAUAGUGGGACAAAUAUUUUUGGGAAAAUUGUCCUGUGGUAACAAAGGUUUGGGAAAUUAGACCGACAACCCUAUCUUUUUAUAAAUGAUUUUUACAAAAACAAAAAUGUUACUUUUUGUGUAGACUGCAGAUUUACGAAUCUCUUCCCGCUUUGAAUGUAUUGAUCACAUGGUUAAAGUAGUAAAUGUGAUAUUAAUGUUUAUAAAUUCAUUUUUAUUUCUUUAUUGUUGCAUGUGCCAGUAAUAUAUGUAAUGUUAAUGUUUAUAAAUUUGUUUUUAUUCUUCGUUAUAGUUUCAUGUGCCAAUCAGUCAUAAGAAUCAUUAACAAUCCCUCCCGGCAGACACCACCCUAAUAUUAUUUUUAGGGUACCGCUUGGUUUCUGGACUCGGGAGUAAAAGCACGGUGGCACCUUUCUGUGUCUAUUAUAGUUUUAGAUAUGUUUCAAGUG
Thrips palmi is the source of this 4260-nucleotide messenger RNA. RefSeq lists its product as uncharacterized. The transcript is spliced from 6 exons. The record is from RefSeq and is a predicted model, not a curated record. Gene Ontology annotation, molecular function: protein binding. NCBI's taxonomy places the organism in Eukaryota, Metazoa, Arthropoda, Insecta, Thysanoptera, Thripidae. The coding region runs from base 1560 to 3764 and encodes 734 amino acids.